GAUAGAUGCAGUGUGACAAAAACUCUUUAAAUUUUAUUAUGUCAUUACUUUGGUUUUAAGUACAAGGCGCAAUAACAUUUUUUAUUUAUUUUAGCUGGAACUGAUUAAUGGCAUUUCAAUUCAUUUCAAUGGGAGAAGAUGACUUGGUAUCAAGGCAUCGUUGUCCAGUCGCCACACCUCAUGUUUAUUCAGGGCCUUCCUCCCGUGAGUGAGGAAGAGGAGAGCACGACAACAGUCGCAAGUGGACGAGGGUCAAACAUGGGAGGAUGCUGCAUGUCGUCCGAGGCCAAAGAGAGGCAGCACAUCAACGACGAAAUUGAAAAGCAGCUCAAGAGGGACAAGAAAAACGGUUGCCGAGAGCUCAAGUUGCUCCUCUUAGGCACGGGUGAGAGUGGUAAGAGCACCUUCAUCAAACAGAUGAGGAUCAUCCAUGGAGGAGGAUACAGCGAGGAGGACAAACGCAGCUAUGCUAAGCUGGUCUACCAAAACAUCUAUACGUCCAUGCAGACCAUGAUCAGGGCCAUGGAGACCCUGCACAUCCCCUUCCGUGACGCACGCCAGCAGAUGAGUGCCAACAUGCUGCUGGAUGUGGAGGUGGCCAAGGUGGAGGACCUUGAUGGAGAGCACGUGGCGGCCAUGGGAAGAUUGUGGAAUGACGGCGGGAUGCAGGAAUGCUUUGAUCGCCGCCGGGAAUACCAGCUGUCUGACUCCACCAAGUACUACCUCACCGAAAUGGAUCGGAUCUCGCAGGCAUCCUACAUACCUGACCUCCAGGAUAUCCUGCGAGUCCGGGUUCCUACCACGGGCAUCAUCGAGUACCCUUUCGACAUGGAGAGCGUCAUUUUCAGGAUGGUGGACGUGGGCGGUCAACGCUCCGAGCGAAGGAAGUGGAUCCACUGCUUCGAGGACGUCACAUCCAUCAUGUUCUUGGUGGCGCUCAGCGAGUACGACCAAGUUCUGGUGGAGUCCGACAAUGAGAACCGCAUGGAGGAGAGUAAAGCUUUAUUCAAGACCAUCAUCACAUACUCGUGGUUCCAGAGCUCCUCCAUUAUCCUCUUCCUUAACAAGACAGACAUCCUUCAGGAGAAGAUCCUGCACUCCCACCUGGCUGACUACUUUCCACAGUUCUCUGGGCCUCGCCAGGACGCGUUGGCGGCUCAGGAGUUCAUCCUGCAGAUGUACCAGGAGCAAAACCCGAAUAAGGACAAGAAGCUCUACUCGCACUUCACCUGCGCCACCGACACGGAGAACAUCCGCUUCGUUUUCGCCGCCGUCAAGGACACCAUCCUCAGACAGACCCUCCAGGUCUUCAACCUGCUCUAAACACCUUAACCCCAUUCAUAUCUUCAUUUUUUUGUGCUCCAGUAUAUUCAUAUAAAACUUUUCAUUUAUUUAAGCAGUGGCCAUCAUUAGUGGAAAUUUAGAUAUAGUUUUAAAAUACCCCCAAGACAUUAUUUUUGCACUUGUUUGGUUAGUGUUUAUGAAU
Messenger RNA from Syngnathus acus (greater pipefish), 1486 nucleotides. RefSeq names its product guanine nucleotide-binding protein subunit alpha-14-like. The record is from RefSeq and is a predicted model, not a curated record. Gene Ontology annotation, cellular component: heterotrimeric G-protein complex. NCBI's taxonomy places the organism in Eukaryota, Metazoa, Chordata, Actinopteri, Syngnathiformes, Syngnathidae. Gene Ontology annotation, molecular function: guanyl nucleotide binding; G-protein beta/gamma-subunit complex binding; G protein-coupled receptor binding. Gene Ontology annotation, biological process: phospholipase C-activating dopamine receptor signaling pathway; action potential; adenylate cyclase-modulating G protein-coupled receptor signaling pathway. The transcript is spliced from 7 exons. The coding region runs from base 139 to 1323 and encodes 394 amino acids.